AUGCACCAUGAACCAAAGAUCCCCACCCCAGCCUCAUGCCCAGAAGGAGGGCUAACAGGCAACCUGGUGGUGCUAGGCAGUUUCAGCGCAAUAAUGGGCGGCCUAGGCCUGAUGAACAGCAUAGGCAUUUACCAAGCCUGGAUCUCAACACACCAACUCUCCCACAUCAGCGAAGGCCAAAUCGGCUGGAUAUUCGGCAUCUACAAUUUCCUCGUCUUCUUCUGCGGUAUCCAAAUCGGCCCGAUCUUCGAUAUAAAGGGGCCGCGCCUGCUCAUGUGGUUGGGAUCGAGCUUGCUUGUGAUUACCUUCAUCUGCAUGGGCUUUUGCUAUGAGUAUUGGCAUUUCCUGAUUGUUAUUGGGAUCCUUGGCGGAAUGGGGACAUCGUUCAUCUUCAUUGUGCCCGUUGCUAGUAUUGGACAUUACUUUGUUAAGCGGCGUGGUGCGGCGACGGGUCUUGCGCUGGCGGGUGGUAGUAUUGGAGGUGUUAUUUUUCCUUUGGUUUUGGAGAACCUUGCGCCGAGGAUUGGGUUUGCUUGGGCAAGUCGGGUUGUUGGGCUUAUUACUCUGAUCUUGCUCAUUCCUGGCUGUUUGCUUGUCAAGGCCAAUUUUCCGUCCAAGGUUGAGUCGAAGCCUUCGUUGAAGACUUUCCUUCCUGACCUUACUAUUCUGAAGGAUCCUGUGCUGGCUUUAAUGACAAUUGGUGUUUUCUUCAUUGAAUGGGGAUUUUUUAUCCCGCUUGAGUAUAUUGCUUCAUACUCCAUUGCGAGUGGUAUUUCACCCAAGUUGUCUUAUCUUAUGGUUGUCUUUUUGAAUGCUGGUUCUUUCCCUGGUCGUUGGCUUCCUGGUAUAGUGGCUGAUCGCUUUGGUCGCCUUAAUACUUUGAUCUCGACCAACGUUCUUUGUUUGAUUGCAGUUUUGGGUAUCUGGAUGCCUGCAGGUGGGAACCUUGUUGCCGUCAUUAUUUUCUCUGUUGUGUUUGGUUUUGCGAGCGGGAGUAACAUCAGUCUCGUUCCCGUUUGCGUGGGAGAACUUUGCCCUGUUGAGAAUUAUGGGAGAUACUAUACAACGGUAUAUACCAUCGUGGCCUUUGGAGCAUUGACUGGAGUUCCAAUUGCUGGAGAAAUCAUCCACCGCUGCGAGGGCAAGUAUUGGGGCUUGAUUGCCUUCGCUGGGUGUGCUUAUGCAGCUGGACUAAGUUGCUUUAUUGCUGUGAAGCUUCUGCAGAAGCAAAGAGGCAAAUUGGAGAACAAAAUGGAGACAACGGGAGUCUAG
Molecule: messenger RNA, 1272 nt
Organism: Penicillium nucicola
Lineage: Eukaryota; Fungi; Ascomycota; Eurotiomycetes; Eurotiales; Aspergillaceae
Exons: 2
Coding region: 1-1272 (423 amino acids)
Biological process (GO): transmembrane transport
Cellular component (GO): fungal-type vacuole membrane
Molecular function (GO): transmembrane transporter activity
Source: RefSeq, a predicted model, not a curated record